AUGACAACGAAUUCUAAACCUGUAAGUUUUACUUGCAUUUUCUCCUUAGCGCAAGAAGCAAAUAUGUGUUGGGUGGGCAAUGGCAAGUUCGUCAUCAACAUGUGUUUAAAAGGAGGAAACCUCCGUGCCGACCUUGAAAAUGCAGGAGCAGAAGAAGAUGAUGUAUUAGGGCAAAUCGAUUGGGAUAAUUUGUUUGAUGGAUUGCCGGAUUCGGAUAACAACAUCUUCGAAUUAGAACCUCCUUUGACCGCAGACUCGCAACCUAUCGACGAUUCUUCGAAACCUUCAUCACCUGUUAAGAUGUCGUCUUGGAUCGGCGAUAUUGAGACCUUGUUGAUGCAAGAUGACGACGAUAAAGUUGAUCAAUUGGAGAACUGCAACGCUUUUUUGGAAGAUAUUUUAGUUGAUUCGCCUUCAGCUCACGAGUCUGGUGGGGAGCUACUUGAUGCUUCAACUGACAAGGAUUUCACUUCUUCCGAUGAUGCUGACGGCGGCCCGAAGGAGAAAGACGAUGGAGCGGAGGAGAAGAACAACAACGAUGAGGAGGAAGAUCCUGAUGAUUCCGUCUCCAAGAAACGGAGAAGGCAAUUGAGAAAUAAGGAUGCAGCACUGAGAUCAAGGGAAAGGAAGAAGAUGUAUGUGAAGGAUCUUGAGAUAAAGAGUAGGUAUUUGGAAGGGGAAUGCAGGAGGCUGGACAGGUUGCUUCAGUGUUUUAUCGCGGAGAACCAUGCUCUACGCCUUAGUUUACAGAGGGGCAAUGCAUUUGGUGUUACUUCGGCCAAGCAGGAGUCUGCUGUGCUCUUAUUGGAAUCCCUGCUGUUGGGUUCCCUGCUUUGGUUCCUGGGCAUCAUGUGCCUAUUCCCCCUGCCUGCAAUGCCCCAGUCAACUCUGGUGAAAGUUCUACUAGAAACCAUGGAAAACAAAGCACCAGAAAACGCAGCUCUAAGAGGAGCAGGAAAUGUAACCAUUUCUUCUCAGAAGUGGGAAGAGAAACCCAGCCGCCGUGCUUUCGGUGAAUUAUUCUUCUUUGGAGAAGCAAGUAAAGGGGCGAUGUCAAAAGAGGUCAAGCCGUGGCCCAUUGCUUGGGGUUCAAGCCGCUUAAUGGGCCUACAAAGUAAAGUCCUACCCUACUUUUCUUAUCGUUCUCUUUUGGAAGGAAGAAUAAAAGAUAAGAACGGAAAAUUUAAAAGAGGAGUUGAGUGUUAG
Dovyalis caffra is the source of this 1206-nucleotide messenger RNA. NCBI's taxonomy places the organism in Eukaryota, Viridiplantae, Streptophyta, Magnoliopsida, Malpighiales, Salicaceae. The record is from the annotation of a GenBank genome assembly.